UGGAGUAACUGGUUAUUCUGUAGCCAGGUCUCCGUGCCGGACUCGUCCUCGGGAGCAGUGAUGAAGACGGAGCCGGUGCUGGCCCCCAGGACCCCCACAGCCCCCCCUGGCCCUGCCAGCCGCCCACCCUGGGCUGUGGACCCCACGUUCGCCGAGCGCUACGCGCCGGACAAGACAAGCACGGUGCUGAGCAAGCACAGCCAGCCGGCCACCCCGACGCCCAUGCAGAACCGCAGCUCCAUCGUGCAGGCGGCCCAGCAGGCGCCCGAGGGCCCCGGCCGCACGCCGGUCUGCUACGUGGCUCUGUCCUGCCGCAGGGGACGCUACCUGGUGGCCCUGGGACACUAUUACCACCCGGAGGAGUUCACCUGCUGCCAGUGCAGGAAGGUGCUGGAUGAGGGCGGCUUCUUUGAGGAAAAGGGCACCAUCUUCUGCCCCAAGUGCUACGACUCGCGCUACGCGCCCAGCUGUGCCAAGUGCAAGAAGAAGAUCACUGGGGAGGUCAUGCACGCACUGAAGAUGACCUGGCACGUGCAGUGCUUCACCUGCGCCGCCUGCAAAACGCCCAUCCGCAACCGCGCCUUCUACAUGGAGGAGGGACAGCCCUACUGCGAGAGAG
Tinamus guttatus (white-throated tinamou) is the source of this 619-nucleotide messenger RNA. The record is from RefSeq and is a predicted model, not a curated record. Lineage: Eukaryota; Metazoa; Chordata; Aves; Tinamiformes; Tinamidae.